CGCUGUUGCAUUUAGAAAUAAAAACCACAUCCCGUCCCGUCCGUGAUGACAAAACGUGACAGUCUGCUUUUCAGUUUAAUUUAAAACUUCAUUUUGUGGUGUUUUACUAGUCUCAGAAAUUAGUGAAAACCACUGGUCUUGGUAGUUUUGUGUGAACAUGGUUAGUCUUAAUGGGGAUGGAAGAGAAGGACACAGACAAAGAGGGGGUAUUUUCUUUAGUGAGCCCAGCGUCUUACAAUCGCCAGAAGAUGAAGAUCUUUUGAUAACACACCAUCUUCAGACUGAGGAGGAGUGCCACUUUAAGAAGUGCAACACAUUGUGGGUUGCCGUAUGUCAGAUUAUAUUGAUAGUCUUAUUUCUGGCCGGCUCAAUCGUCCUACCCUACGUAAUUGAGCCUCACAUUCAUCCCAACGAGACCAAAGCACAACAGCUUGACGACGCCUUUACCUACGUCGCCUUUGCUCAGCCUGCUAUGUGGUUACUACUCUUAAUUAUCGACCGCUAUCUUCAGUAUAAACACAUUGUGCUCAGACGCUAUGGGUAUCUGGACUUCACACAGAAUACUCGAUACAUCAGAAGAACGACAGAAUUCAUGUUUUCUUUAGGUAAUGCUGCUAUGCUUGUAGCAGUGAUGCUGUGCUAUAUGUUCAUACCACCUUCCAACUCGUUCAACCUAAAGGCAGGAACAGUGUAUGGAGUUUACUUCCAACAGAUCAUCAUUGGUAUUGAGUCUAUCGUUGCACUUUUCUGCUGCCUAAGAUAUGCAGUUUUUGUUUACAAGUUUAACAGCGCCAAACUAGCGCCAGACGUUGAGCAUGAAGAGCAGAUGAUUGCUGUGAUGCAGCCGAGUACUCACCUACCGGACGUCGGUUACAGGGACAGCCAAUACGUCGACUCUCUGCUAGAGAGACAAGCAGAUAUGAUCCGUUACUUGAAGCAUCACACCGAACACCUCAGCAAACGGAUUCUGAAAUUAAGAUCUGCUCAGACGACAGGUUGAUUGACAAGCAGUGAUGGAUCUAUAAGAUUUCAAGCUGGAACUUAAAGGAAGUGUAAGUCAACAAGACGAGAGAACGGUGAAGACAGAAAGCAGAGAAGACGGGGGAAGCAGAGAUCUUGGAUGUUAAGUGCUUGGGGUGUCUUGAGCAAAGUUCAUUAACCUCUUUAUUGACCAUUCAUUUCGGUAUAUCAUCACACAACAGAUAUGCAUUGUUUGUAGUGUUAAUAAUCAAAUUUGGUCAGUAAAAAUGUCAACAGAAAUAACAUGAAACAGAAACUGGGAUACUAUGUUAAAUUGAAAUUUGCGACAUUUGAAAAUUUCAUAUCUGAACAUGACCUUUACUUUGACCUCUUUAAGUGAACCAAGGUAGGUUGAACCUUGCGGCCCUUUACAACUGCUAUGGAAAUUUUGGUACAAACAGCUGGUUGUCAUCAAGGUCUUCUAAAGGGUUAAAGGCACUGGACACUAUUGGUAGUUGUCAAAGACCAGUAUUCUCACUUGGUGUAUCGCAACAUAUGCA
Molecule: messenger RNA, 1520 nt
Organism: Asterias rubens (European starfish)
Lineage: Eukaryota; Metazoa; Echinodermata; Asteroidea; Forcipulatida; Asteriidae
Product: transmembrane protein 192-like
Exons: 6
Coding region: 158-1000 (280 amino acids)
Cellular component (GO): lysosomal membrane; late endosome
Source: RefSeq, a predicted model, not a curated record